AUGUUCAGGCGGAAGUAGACGGCUCAGAGCUGCGGAACCUUCCUUCCACAGUAAUUUCUCACGCCACAUCCGCCCGGACCCUUGGUAAACAACCGGCACACUGUGAGCCUCACACCCCCAGACCCAAACACCCACAACAUGGAUUUCUCUAUCCGGGCCGCGAACGUGGAGGACUGCAAGGACAUCGCGCGGAUGAUCGUGGAGUUGGCUGAAUAUGAGAAAGUGGCAGACCAUGUGAAAGUCACACAGAGAGACUUGGAGCAGGACGGCUUUUCCAAGAACCCGUUCUUCCAUGGGAUCGUCGCUGAAGUGCCUGAACAGCACAAAACCAAAGAAGGCCAUACAAAAAUCGGAUAUGCACUCUACUUCUACUCCUACAGCUCAUGGUCAGGCAGAGCUGUUUAUAUGGAGGACUUGUACGUGAUGCCUGAGUUCAGAGGAAAAAGCAUUGGUAAAGCACUAAUGAGCAAAGUAGCACAGCUGGGCCUAGCUGCCGGCUGCAACCAGCUCAACUUCACCGUCCUGGACUGGAACAAACCAUCUCUGGACUUUUACCUCAGCCAGGGAAGCUUCGACAUCACGGCUGACAUGGGCUACCACUGUAUGCGCUGCGAGGGCGAGGCGCUGGAGCACCUGGCCCAGCCCUAACCCAACGCCGGACAGGUUGACCUUUGCAGCCGUGAGGUCACACAGUGCAGGGAUAGAGCUCCACUCAGCGGCCCUGUUCCAAAACUCGACAAUGACAAUCAAAAAGCAGAUCAUUUAAAAAUAUUGACUGUUUGAUAAGCCCCCCUUUAUUACUGUUACUAAGCCUAUAACGUUUUUAAUGUUAGCACAAUAAUAUAGAUGGCGGAUUUCAACAUUUUAAACAACUAUUUCACAUAGCGGGAAUCAAAAGCAGGAUUCACACACUUAAAGCAGAUGAUUGUCAAUGUUAUUGGCUUCUCAAAUCACAACAACUACUGUGUAAUAACAACUAGCAGUUAUGUUAGCUGUAGUUAGCAUCAUCUUAUUAGCUUGUACUGUCUGCAUUACUUAACUAGCAUCAGUUCACUAGAUUUGCUGGAAUUAAACGUUCCCAAAUCCAAUAAGGAACAGGACAGGAGCGCUAACGUUAGCAUAAACUAUAUCAGAUAUGGCUACCACACCAUACUUAACUUGUAAUCCCGCAGUUAGUUAGUAUGCACGUGAGCUUUUAGAUGUAAUGCUCAGUUACUACUGGUAGUAGCUAGUUAGCCAGGCAUGCUAACAAUUAAAGCUAACAUUGGUGUUUCCGCAUUUAGGAUAAAAACUAAAAAAGACACAGCCUUCCAAACUCUUAACGUACGAGGUAAUGCUCUUGCUUCGCACUGCACAUACAUAAACAUCUACCGCCCAUGCCUUGUUCUGUGAAAAGGGGUUUAGCAACCUAUCAAUUUACUUAUUAGUUGGAAGUAUUGGAACGGGGCCUAUGCAAUACAUUUAAAAAGUACAUAACUAAUAAAUGAAGUAUGUGUUUUGUGGUUUUCCCUUGUCAUAUGUUAUGACCCAGAGCACCUUUAAAAAUAAUUACUCUAGAAAUGAAAUCCUUGUUUUUGCACAAUAAUCCCAAAAACUGUUUAUGCAUUAAAAAGCCAAGAUGUGCUGUAUGUGUGUCACUGUAAGACUGUUAGAAAAGAGUCCCUUUAAAUGUAUAAUAAUCUAUAAGAACUAGUCACUCCUGUUGUCUUCCAGAUGAAGAGUGCUGUAAAGCUGUUGUGAAGCACAAUCCUGCACUGUCUUCCUUCCUAUGUAUGUACUAAGGGAUGAAAUUGUGGAGUAAAUGAAUCAGUUAAACCUUCUUCCAUGCAGCCAAACAACCAACUCUUUGGGCUCCUUUCAAAGAAAUGAGCUUCGAAAUCAGACAAAAGAAAAAGCCAUCUGGUGGAAUUUGAAAAAUAAAAGUCUUGGACGGCUCAGUCCCUGUCUUUGAACCUGUCAUGCUAAAAGGAAAAAGGGCAUUAUUGUGGUUUGCAUUUCUGUUUCAUAUCCAGUAUCUGUUUUGUUUUUUUAAAGACGGCCUUCUGUAUCAUUUCCAGCAGUAUAAUGAAAACAGUCUGAGUUGUGGGUUAAAUUUAGUUUGUUUUCGCUCACUCUAAACAAGUUAGAACCACUGACCCUGCUUUGUGGGUUUUGCAAUUUGCAUUUCAUUUCAUACUUUGUUUACAAAAUAAUUGAGUGAAGAAUGCACAGUUUUUUUCAGAUUUGGGACAUUGGGUUGGAAAAUACGUUCCUCUCAUGACUGCAUUUUAAGUGCCGUCAUUGUUCUAUCAAGAGUGCAUGCCUCACAAAAUCAAUAGACUCCGAGGGAACAUGAAGAUAUUUAUAAAUGUUCCUGUCGGCAGCUUCCCAUCAGAAACCAGAACCAGAGCCUUAAAUUAUACAACUUGAGGAUUUGUUCCCAACAUGGAUUCCUAAGAGAGUUUCACAAAUUCCUCGUGAGAAACUUUUGCAAUAAAACACGCAUUGAAGAGCAACUUGGGCUAAAAAACAUGACUAAAUGUUAGGGGGUUUAUUCCGAUUUUAAUGUGCAGGGUAUUUGGUUGUUCGACACGGUGCACAAUGUUGAUGUUUUGAGCACAGUUGCACAAUUGAAGUGCUGUUAAGUUGUCACAAAGAACCUAAGUGCAGUAAUACAUGUUUUUGCCAGCAGAGAAAAAGUUGUAAUGUGUCUGAAAUGUUUGAAUAAUAAAGAUGUAAUAUUAAGGUGCAAAAA
This is a messenger RNA of Trematomus bernacchii (emerald rockcod), 2734 nucleotides long. Its product is annotated as diamine acetyltransferase 2. The record is from RefSeq and is a predicted model, not a curated record. Gene Ontology annotation, molecular function: N-acetyltransferase activity. Lineage: Eukaryota; Metazoa; Chordata; Actinopteri; Perciformes; Nototheniidae. Bases 139 to 648 code for a protein of 169 amino acids. The transcript is spliced from 6 exons.